Rhodotorula toruloides NP11 is the source of this 1611-nucleotide messenger RNA. RefSeq lists its product as uncharacterized. Lineage: Eukaryota; Fungi; Basidiomycota; Microbotryomycetes; Sporidiobolales; Sporidiobolaceae. The transcript is spliced from 4 exons. Gene Ontology annotation, cellular component: catalytic step 2 spliceosome. Gene Ontology annotation, molecular function: zinc ion binding; RNA binding. The coding region runs from base 1 to 1611 and encodes 536 amino acids. The record is from RefSeq and is a predicted model, not a curated record.
AUGGUAGCCCGUCUGACCCGCCUACCGACCCUCACACUCUUCACCAGCGGCCCUGCUUGCUCGUUGUGCGAAGUCGCAAAGGCCGACCUCGCGCAGGUGCAGGCAGUCCAGCCGUUCCAUCUGCGACUGUACGACAUCAGGAAACGGCAGGACGACCCUCUCGAGUACGAGCGAACAGCCUGGCGCCGAUUGUACCAGUACGACGUGCCGGUCUUACACUUCAGCAAAGACGACACGAUUGACUCGCUCGCUGGGAGGAAAGGCGCCGGAGGCCGGGUGAUGAAGCAUCGGAUUGAUAAGGACAAACUCGCUCGUCUUGUCAAGGAAUGGACGGAAGAGACGAAGGAGGGUCAAGCGGCAGAGUCGACGAGCAGAGCUCUAUCGACCGACUCGGCAGACGAGCCACUUGCGAAGCGCCUCGCCGCACUUUCACCGCCUCCUCCUUCUCAGUCGGCAAGCUCUUCGUCAAUAGCAGCAGGAGCCGACGACGAGGACGAACCCCCGCUCUUUCUCGUCACCGCUUCUCCCUCUGCCAUCGUCGAUGACUCGCACUACGCCUUGUUCGGCCUCGGCUUCUCGUACGACUAUGCCUCUUCCUCCGACUCGCAGCUCCACAUCCUUGGCGAAGCCCGCACGCCUUCGCCUCCCCUCGAUACAGCUGAAUCCGGCGGUCCCGGCACCAAACUCAACCACCUCCUCCCUUCCCGCGCCUGUUUCAACUGCGGAUCUCCCGACCACAGCCUCUCGUCCUGUCCCUUCCACCACGACCGCGAAGCAAUAGCCGAGAAUCGCGCACUUUACGCCUCUCGCCGGUCUGCCCUCUCCCUCCUCUCCCGCUCGGGUACGACCACGCCCAAACGCCUGACAGACGGUCGUUCGCCCACCUCGGAGCGCGAAAGAUUCCUCGACUACCUCGAGCGGUUUAAGCCGGGCAUCGUAAGCGAUGAGUUGCGCAGAGCGUUAGGGAGGGGAGCGAAAGCGGGAGCGAUGACGACGGAGGAGUGGCCUUGGAUGGGGAGGAUGCUCGAGUGGGGUUAUCCGCGGGGGUGGACGAUGCUAGAGGGAGAUGUAGACCUGUUCGCUCGCAUGCGCGAGCGCAUCAUGGCGGACGCUUCAAAAGACGAUAUCAAAGACCUAGACGACGUAGACGACCUAGAGAUUUACACCUCGGACGACGAUCAGCGCGCGCCGUCUUGCCCAUCGCGCUCAUCCUCGCCUCCCGCUGCUCCGCCGUUUCGUUCACCUCGACUUUCGCCUCCUGCACCGUCGAUUCUACCUCGGCCUCCUCCUCCACCACCUCCCCCCCCAAGCUCACCACCACCCCCUCCACCACCCGGGACCCCUCCGCCUCCGCCUCCCUCUUCCCCUCCUCCACCUCUCCCGCCUGCCCAACGCAUCCGCCUCGUCGACUACCGAACCUCGCUCUUCGACUCUCGCACGCAUUGGCUCGCGUUCUCCGCUGAGGAGUGGUAUAUGAGCUGGAAUCAGCCUGCGCCGACAGUCAUGGGUGCGAGCGGAGGGGAAGAUGGAGUUGAAGUGAGGCAGAUGGAGGACGAGGGAGAGGCAGAGAUGGAUUUGUCGAGCGCGGGCAGUAGUACUGGCGAGGAGUGA